AUGGGUUCUCCUCAGAGGGGCUCCACCUAUCAAACGGUCAAGACAAGUAAAACUGGGACUAAGGUAACAGUUUUAACACAGAAAGGGACUGAGAUAACUAGCACACAGCCUCAUCACGGACAUGGGUCCAUUGCUGCCAUGACCCAGCGAAGUGCUGUAAUCACCAUGAGCCCUCCCAUCCAUCGAAGAUCAGAACCUGGGCCUUCCAUCAUUCCCAGAGAUGAACAUCACUUUAGCCUCCCAGCAACCAGCUUCUCUGCAACACCCAUUCCUAAAGGAAUUGAGAGCCGAUCAAAAUCAGAUUCAUAUCAUCAUUCCUCUCUUCAGCGAAAGAUCCAGCAAACUCAGCCAACAUCUUCCAAUGCUGCUCAGAUGCAUCGGACUAGUAGUCCCCAAAGAGAGGAAUCCCCACGAAGAAGGGGAGAGAGCAAGGCAGGGCAUGACAUUAAUCGUUACUCAACCCCAGAUGCCAAAUCUUCUCGCCGGUUGAGUUUUGUAGACCAGAAGGAUAGUGUACAGAUCUCACCAGAAGACCCACCCUCCAAAGUGCAGUACCCACAAGGGGUCAGAGUUCCCCGUAGGCAUUUGGUUUGCCCAAAGGAUGAAGCAAUCCAAACUGAUCCCCCACGAAAGAGUAUAACUACUACUGUGGUCAGAUCUCAAAGGAAAGCCUCCAGUCCAACCCGCCCUUCUGCAGACACUCGGACAGCUCAGAGAAGGAGCCCUGACCAAGAGUAUGAAACGGCUUAUUACACCCGCACCUAUGCAGACUCUCGGACAGCUCAGAGAAGGAGCCCUGACCAAGAGUAUGAAACGGGUUAUUACACCCGCACCUAUGCAGACCCUCGGACAGCUCAGAGAAAGAGCCCUGACCAAGAGUAUGAAACGAGUUAUUACACCCACACCUAUGCAGACCCUCGGACAGCUCAGGGAAGGACCCCUGAACAGGAGGGUGAAGCGGGUUAUUACAGCCGCACCUAUGCAGACCCUCGGACAGCUCAGAGAAGGAGCCCUGAACAAGAAUAUGAAACGGGUUAUUACAGCCGCACCUAUGCAGACCCUCGGACAGCUCAGGGAAGGAGCCCUGACCAAGAGUAUGAAACGAGUUAUUACACCCGCACCUAUGCAGACCCUCGGACAGCUCAGAGAAAGAGCCCUGACCAAGAGUAUGAAACGAGUUAUUACACCCACACCUAUGCAGACCCUCGGACAGCUCAGGGAAGGACCCCUGAACAGGAGGGUGAAGCGGGUUAUUACAGCCGCACCUAUGCAGACCCUCGGACGGCUCAGAGAAGGAGCCCUGAACAAGAGUAUGAAACGGGUUAUUACAGCCGCACCUAUGCAGACCCUCGGACAGCUCAGAGAAGGACCCCUGAACAGGAGGGUGAAGCGGGUUAUUACACCCACACCUAUGCAGACCCUCGGACAGCUCAGAGAAGGACCCCUGAACAAGAGGGUGAAGCGGGUUAUUACAACUCAGUUUAUGUAGAACACAAGCCGUCGCAGAGGAACAAGAAAAUAGAAUCAUCCCUCAGACUCUCUGUCCUUAAAGAUUUGGAAGGUAGACACCGAGUUUCUAUGCGUGUAGACCCUGAGUCUGUCCAGCAGCAGUCUGCCCACACUGAAACAAAGCCCUCCCAAAAAGUGUCAGCAGAAGUGGAGGACAACAUGAAGUGCCCAAUACGAGUAGAUAACGAGGUCUACCGCAGAGUCACCAUAUGCCCAGGAGCACAGCCAGCCCACCGUGUGACACCUCGGACAGUGUCUGAGAGCCCCCACAAAUCUCCUGAGCCUGUCUAUAAGGAGCGUACCCCGAAACCCUCAGAAAGUGUCUACAUGUCCUCAGCACCCUCCCCAAGUCACUCUGUUCAUGCAAAAGUGGAACUGACCCCUCGCCCCUUACCCCCUCGGUCCUUACCUAAGUAUGGGCCUGACUGCUCAUGGUGGCCCUUACUCAAUCCUGACAUUGAAAUGCCUCAAAGCCGGCCAACAACACCUGAUUUCGAGCCUAAAUCCCCACUUCCCGUAGACUAUUCAUUGUCCUUUUUUGAAAUGGACUCAAGCACUUUCUGUGACGAUCUGUUCCAGCAAGAGAAGGCAAGUCCAUCACCACCACCAGCACCAGCAACACCACCACCACCACCACCAUCACAAUCACCAACGGAGCCUCCAAGCUGGGCACGAUUGAGGGAAGUGCCAGAGGCUCCCAAGCACACCUCCAAACAACCCAUUCAAAGGUUUAGUGCUUUCUUUUUGGAUGUCUCUGAGGAAAUGUACAAUCGUGUCAUCUGGUGGCUAAAAGAUGAGGAGAUCAAGCGCUUCCUGGAGGAAUCCGAUGAUAUAAAUCUGAACAAGUUCGUGAAGGAUUUCCCAGGAGAUGAAAGCGGCCACCAACCAGAGGCCAAGACCUGGGCGUCCAGGCCCCAAGUGCCGGAGCCCAGGCCCCAAGCCCCGGACCUCUACGAAGAUGACCUGGAUUUGAAAACCUCCAUGUGGCCCCACCCCUCUGACAGCCAGCAGUACUACUCUGCCUCAGCCCCUCUCAGCCCCUCAGCCUCAGCCCGGCCCCACAGCCCGUGGGGCAAGCUUGAUCCCUAUGACUCCUGUGAGGAUGACAAGGAGUACGUGGGCUUUGCGACCCUCCCCAAUCAAGUUCACCGCAAAUCCGUGAAGAAAGGCUUUGACUUCACCCUCAUGGUGGCAGGAGAAUCUGGCCUGGGGAAAUCCACUCUCGUCAACAGCCUCUUCCUCACGGAUCUCUACAAGGACCGGAAACUCCUCAGCGCUGAAGAGCGGAUCAUGCAAACUGUGGAGAUCACUAAGCAUGCAGUAGACAUAGAAGAGAAGGGCGUGAAGCUGCGGCUCACCAUUGUGGACACACCAGGUUUCGGGGAUGCAGUCAACAACACAGAGUGCUGGAAGCCUGUGGCAGAAUACAUCGACCAGCAGUUUGAGCAGUAUUUCCGAGACGAGAGUGGCCUGAACCGCAAGAACAUCCAAGACAACAGGGUGCACUGCUGCCUGUACUUCAUCUCACCCUUCGGCCACGGGCUCCGGCCACUGGAUGUUGAAUUCAUGAGGGCCCUGCAUCAGCGGGUCAACAUCGUGCCUAUCUUGGCUAAGGCGGACACACUGACACCUUCUGAAGUGGAGCACAAGAAAUCCAAAAUCCGGGAGGAGAUAGAGCACUUUGGAAUCAAGAUCUACCAGUUCCCAGACUGUGACUCUGAUGAGGAUGAGGACUUCAAAUUACAGGACCAAGCCCUAAAGGAAAGCAUCCCAUUUGCUGUCAUUGGCAGCAACACUGUGGUAGAAGCCAGAGGGCGACGAGUCAGGGGCCGUCUCUACCCUUGGGGCAUCGUGGAAGUGGAAAACCCAGGGCACUGCGACUUUGUGAAGCUGAGGACAAUGCUGGUGCGUACUCACAUGCAGGACUUGAAGGAUGUGACGCGAGAGACACACUAUGAGAACUACCGGGCACAGUGUAUCCAGAGCAUGACCCGCCUGGUGGUGAAAGAACGGAAUCGCAACAAAUUGACUCGAGAGAGUGGUACCGACUUCCCCAUCCCCACUGUCCCACCAGGGACAGAUCCAGACACUGAAAGGCUGAUUCGUGAGAAAGAUGAGGAGCUGCGGCGGAUGCAGGAGAUGCUGCACAAAAUCCAAAGACAGAUGAAGGAGACCCAUUAG
Molecule: messenger RNA, 3690 nt
Organism: Pipistrellus nathusii (Nathusius's pipistrelle)
Lineage: Eukaryota; Metazoa; Chordata; Mammalia; Chiroptera; Vespertilionidae
Source: the annotation of a GenBank genome assembly